Messenger RNA from Canariomyces notabilis, 2034 nucleotides. Its product is annotated as terpenoid cyclases/Protein prenyltransferase. Gene Ontology annotation, cellular component: CAAX-protein geranylgeranyltransferase complex. Gene Ontology annotation, molecular function: CAAX-protein geranylgeranyltransferase activity. Lineage: Eukaryota; Fungi; Ascomycota; Sordariomycetes; Sordariales; Chaetomiaceae. Gene Ontology annotation, biological process: protein geranylgeranylation. The record is from RefSeq and is a predicted model, not a curated record. The transcript has 3 exons. Bases 215 to 1669 code for a protein of 484 amino acids.
CUCUCUCGUAACCCCACUGCAGGCCUCAUAUCACAGUGUAAGUCUUCUUUCAUCGUUACCUCUUAUAAGUUUCAAACGCGGAUCGAGGCAACAUUGCUGGAUUUUUGACGGAUGGAUCUGAGGGCCUGGAAGCUGUCCAUGCCGCAGGAAGGGAAUUUUCUUCCGUUCACAGAUCACACGCUAUCCACACCCUCAUCAAGCAUCCGUUGCCAUUAUGGGUGACGAAGCCCCCGAGCCGAUGCUCGAUACUGGGCGUCAUCUCAAAUACUGGAAAAUGUGUCUGGAUCGACCUCUCCCUCACCACUACCUCUCUAACGAGGGAAUUCGCAUGACCCUCGCCUACUUUAUCAUCAACUCCAUCUGCAUCCUCACCCCUCGGACGCCGGACGGAAAGCUAGCUUCACAAACGAAGCCACUGAUCCCCCCUGAAGAUCGCAGGAAGCUCAGAGAAUGGAUACUCUCGCACCAACAACCUGGCGGCGGCUUCGCUGCAACCUCAUCCCUCGUUUUUCCACUUCAAGGCCACGAGUUCUGGGCCUCCGAGACCGGCACGCAGACCACGGAGGGCCCCGGCGUAGGAAACUUGCCGGCAACGCUAUUCGCUCUGCAACUCCUUGCGCUUCUGGAUGAAGAAGGGCAUGAGGCAGGGGCAUUUAACGGGGUGGACAGAGUGCAGACGCUGCGAUGGCUGAGAAGGCUGCAGCGUGACGACGGGAGUUUUGGCGAGGUGCUGACGCAGCUACCUGGGCAUGGCUGGUUCAUCGGCGGCGGAUACGACAUGCGAUACUGCUACAUUGCCGCGGCGAUACGCUGGAUGUUGCGAGGAGAUGUGAAACAGGGUGAGCCGGGCUGGGUUGAAGAUUUUGAUACCCAAGGACUGGCGAACUAUAUACUCAGGAGUCAGACUUACGAUGGGGGGUUCGCUGGGAGCUCGCAGGAAGAACCUCACGCUGGCUACGCCUACUGUGCAAUUGGAGCCCUCUCCCUCCUCGAUCGGCCUUUGGAAAACAGUACUGCCUGGCACCCAAGCGAAAUGCUUCACUCCGGUAUCCGCAAUAUGCCGGGUCUCAUACACUGGCUCACAUCCCGCCAAUUUGCCUACCUGGACCCUAACUCAUAUCCCAUCGUGACGGACAACCAAGGCGACGACGGCGCUGAUGAAGCGGUCAACUUCCUUCUUCCCAAACGGCUAGCGGACCUUUCCAUCUCCGAGAACCUCCGGCACGUGGCCUGCAAUGGCCGCUGCAACAAGGUGGCCGAUACGUGCUACUCAUGGUGGGUCGCUGCCGCGCUCGCCAACUUGGGCAGGACGGACCUCAUCGACUGGAAGUCGGCGCGGCGGUUCCUCCUCGACAAGAUGGCUCACCAUGUUGUCGGUGGCUUCAGCAAGCACCCCGGCGGUCCGCCUGACGUAUACCAUGGCUGCUUUGGGCUUGCGGCGUUGGCUAUCAUGGGCGAGCCGGGCCUGAACCAGGUAGAUAGCGCGCUGGCGGUCCCGGUUUAUACAGUGAGAGUGAUUGAGAAGGCCAGGGCUGCGUUGGUUAGGCGGGCAAUGGAGGAGGGGAAAGCGAGUCUGCUGACUAGAGAGGCCAUCCAGAUGGGGUUGGCCAUGAGAGGAGGGGGGACGCCGGCUUGGUUGGUUGCUGUCGGCGGUUACUUCGGCUCAUGAAAAGAUAUUCCUCGUACUGCUCUAGGCCAUCUAUUAUCUAUGAUGUGGUAUCUCCGGUGUAGAGGAUAGGUAGAUAUGGUCCCAGAUACCCCAUCAGGGACCAAGAUGAUGCGGCCUGCACGAGGGGAACCGUGCUUUGGCAAGCCUGAAAGUUCUUGUUCCUCGAGUCAGCUCCCAUUCCAGAAACUCCAGGAACAAUACCGGUUCUUUUUUGAGACAAUAGGUCUUGUAAACUUGUCGGUCGCAUCAACCUUACCGCUAUGGAGAGUUAAGAUGCAUCAAGUACUCUUCCAAAACCUGACCUCAUCCCGAGAACAUCACCUAGUUGCUUUGCAAUACGCUGCUCAAGUCGAACUUUCCAUCCG